UCUAGUCUUGUUCCCCAAGCUCCAUUUCACGAAAAACCCCAAAUCACGCGGAGAGGAACAAAAGAGAAGAAAACAAUGUCGAAAUCGAUCUCUCACAACGCCACAGCAAACCACGACGCGCUCCGCUUCGGAUUGGAUGGAGUCAAAGGCGACAUUGUCGGCGUUCAUCCGCUCCAAUCUCUUCGAGAGAGCAAUCUGAGGAGCUUGGCGGAGAAGAAGAGGAUGGGGUUAGAUCUCACCUACGGAUCGGCUCUCAACUUGAGAAUGGAUUUCGAUCGGCAAAUUCUCUCCAGAUUUCAGAGGCCACCUGGAGCAUUGCCAUCAUCCAUGGUAGGUUUGGAGGCCCUAAGUGGUGAAUUAGAUGAUUUUGGAUUUGAAGAUUACCUUAAUGUGCCACAAGACUCUGAAACUUUCCGGCCUGCUGAUAUGCAUCACGGUAUGGAGGUCCGUCUCGGCCUCUCGAAAGGACCUGCUUGCCCUAGCCUUAUCUGAAUUAUCCUUAUGAUCUUGAGAUUCACGAAGAAAGAAUUUUCACUGCUGAUUCAUUUCAUAUGAUUGAAGCUUGUAUCAAGUUCUGAUAACAGUGACAUUUGUGAGCGCUUGUUAAGCUGCCUACUUAAUGAACCCUGAAAUUUUAUUGCUGCCUGAGUUUUAAGUAGCUCUUUAAUGGGGAAAGAAAAAAAAGUUCUAGUAUGUAUAGUUGAGAAAGCUUUCUUUUUUAGUUAAUUGUUAUUAUCUUUUUUUUUU
Asparagus officinalis (garden asparagus) is the source of this 747-nucleotide messenger RNA. RefSeq names its product cyclin-B1-2-like. The coding region runs from base 76 to 492 and encodes 138 amino acids. NCBI's taxonomy places the organism in Eukaryota, Viridiplantae, Streptophyta, Magnoliopsida, Asparagales, Asparagaceae. The transcript has 4 exons. Gene Ontology annotation, biological process: proteasome assembly. Gene Ontology annotation, cellular component: nucleus; cytoplasm. The record is from RefSeq and is a predicted model, not a curated record.